Carlito syrichta (Philippine tarsier) is the source of this 5088-nucleotide messenger RNA. RefSeq names its product collagen type XV alpha 1 chain (gene COL15A1). The record is from RefSeq and is a predicted model, not a curated record. Gene Ontology annotation, cellular component: basement membrane. Lineage: Eukaryota; Metazoa; Chordata; Mammalia; Primates; Tarsiidae. Bases 48 to 4181 code for a protein of 1377 amino acids. The transcript has 43 exons.
UCUGCUUGGCUCGCCUAGCACCUCUGGGGGCUUCGCGGACCUGCGAGAUGGCACCGAGGAGGAACGAGCAAUGCUGGUGCCUGCUGGUGCUGCUCGCGGUCUGCGCGCCCCUUCCCGCCGUCACCCAGACCCGCGCCGCCACAGGGUCAGCUUCCCAGAGCCAUCUGGACCUCACGGAGCUCAUCGGUGUCCCACUGCCCUCGUCCGUGUCCUUUGUCACAGGCUAUGGUGGAUUCCCAGCCUACAGCUUCGGACCUGGUGCCAAUGUUGGCCGCCCGGCCAGGACCCUCAUCCCACCCACCUUCUUCAGGGACUUUGCCAUCAGCGUCACAGUGAAGCCCAGUAACACCCGGGGUGGCGUGCUCUUUGCUAUCACUGAUGCCUUCCAGAAAGUCAUCUACCUGGGUCUGCGGCUCUCAGGCGUGGAGGACGGCCACCAGCGGGUCAUCCUCUACUACACGGAGCCUGGCUCCCAUGUGUCCACUGAGGCUGCUGCCUUCUUGGUGCCCGUGAUGACCAAUAGGUGGAACCGUUUUGCCGUGAUCGUCCAGGGUGAGGAAGCGACCCUCCUCCUGGACUGUGAGGAGCACAGUCACGUCUCCUUCCAGCGGUCUUCCCAGACUCUGGCUUUCGAGCCCAGCGCAGGAAUCUUUGUGGGCAGCGCAGGAGCCACGGGGCUGGAAAGAUUCACAGGCUCCAUACAGCAGCUCACCCUCCACUCUGACACCCGGACUCCUGAGGAGCUGUGUGAAGUGGAAGAGUCCUCGGCAUCAGGAGAGACCAGUGGGCUUCAGGAGACAGACGGAGUCGCUGAAAUCUUAGAAGCUGUCACCUAUACUCAAGCCCCGCCUGAAGAAGCAAAAGUUGAGCCCAUAAACACACCUCCAACUCCAUCCACUCCGUCUGAGGACACAGAGCUUUCCGGUGAACCUGUACCUGAGGGGACCCCAGAAACCACCAACAUGAACCCCGUCCCACACAACAGCCUUGAACAAGGGUCUGGUGACAUCCUGAAUGACACACUGGAUGGGGACCCCAUGACUGACAUCAACUCAGGGGAUGGGACCUUCCCUGUUGUCACUGAAGAAAAGGAUUUAGCAGCAACAGCAGCCGGGCUGGUUGAAGCGCCCGUCACCACUGCCAAGGAAGCAGAGGCCAGUGGUGUGCCCACUGAAGGGUCGACCCUCCCCAUGUCCACCCAGAACCCUGGGGAAGGGGUCACUCCAGGUCCAGAUCAUGAGGAAGGGUUAGCAGCAACAGCAGCAGGGGAGGUCGAGGUGCCCACCGGCACUGCCGGGGAACCAGAGGCCAGCAGUGUGCUCACCGUAGAGCCAGCCCUCUCUAUGUCCACCCAGAAGCCCGAGGAAGAGCCCACUGUGGAUCCAAACAGUGAAGAAAGUCUAACAACAGUUGAUGCUGCAACUGAAGGACCCCUUGGCACUUUCGAGGAUGAGGAGGCCAGCGGAGUCCCCACAGACGGCCUGGCUCUUCUCACAAGCACCACGGCCCCCGGGCAUGUGGUCACUCCCGGUCUUGGUGACAAAGAAGCCUCCUCAGCAGUCACAACAGAGGAGCCCCUCACCACAGCUGGGGACGAAGAAUUCGACAGCACUCCCCCUGAAGGGCCACCGCUCCCCUUACCCACCAUGGCUUUUGAAAGAGGGGUCACCCCAGUAACUCAAAGAGAAUGUGUGGGCAUGAAAGGACAGGCUGGGCCUGAAGGAGGAAAGGGCGAUGCUGAAGAGGGGCUUUCCGGCCCUCCUAAACCCACCAGACCUACCAUACCCACGGUGGGAGCAGAGGCAGAGGGCUCUGGCCUGGGCUGGGGCUCGGAUGUCAGCUCUGGCUCCGGUGAUCUGGUGGGCAGUGAGGAGGUGCUAAGGGGUCCCCCAGGUCCCCCAGGCCCACUUGGCUCACCUGGGAUUCCAGGAAAACCAGGAACUGAUGUUUUCAUGGGACCCCCUGGAUCUCCUGGGGAGAAUGGAGCUGCUGGCGAACCCGGGGUCCCGGGUCCCGAGGGACAGCCUGGAGUUGAUGGAGCCACCGGCCUUCCCGGGAUGAAAGGAGAGAAGGGAGUAAGAGGGCCUAAUGGCUCGGUUGGUGAAAAGGGUGACCUCGGCAACAGAGGCUUACCAGGUCCCCCAGGGGAAAACGGACAAGUUGGCAUCCCUGGCGUCAUGGGACCCCCAGGGCCUCCUGGACCACCCGGGCCCCCAGGUCCUGGCUGUUCAAUGGGACUUGAGGAUACCGAAGGCUCUGGAGGUUCCAGGCUGCUGAAUGAACCCAGGAUCUCUGGACCAGUGGUCUCAAGUGGUCCCAAAGGAGAAAAAGGAGACCGGGGACCCAAGGGUGACAGAGGCAUGGAUGGAGCCAGCAUUGUGGGACCCCCUGGGCCGAGAGGGCUACCUGGGCGCCUCGAAGUCUUGUCUAGUUCCUUGAUCAAUGUCACCCAUGGAUCCAUGAAUUUCUCGGACAUUCCUGAGCUCGUGGGGCCUCCGGGGCCAGACGGGAUACCUGGACUGCCAGGAUUUCCAGGCCCCAGAGGACCAAAAGGUGACACCGGUGUGCCUGGCUUUCCAGGACUGAAAGGAGAACAGGGUGAGAAGGGAGAGCCAGGUGCCAUCCUGACGGGGAACGUCCCUCUAGAAAGGCUGAUGGGAAAAAAGGGUGAACCUGGAAUGCAUGGAGCCCCAGGACCAAUGGGGCCCAAAGGACCACCAGGACACAAAGGAGAAUUUGGCCUCCCUGGACGACCUGGUCGCCCAGGACUGAAUGGCCCGAAGGGUGCCAAAGGAGACCGAGGCCUCAUGAUGCCGGGCCCACCUGGCUUACCUGGUCCUCCGGGCCCCCCUGGGUCCCCUGGAGCUGUGGUUAACAUCAAAGGUGUUGUGUUCCCAAUCCCUGCCCGGCCACACUGCAAAAUGCCAGUUGGUACCCCAAAUCCUGGGAGUCCAGAGCUCAUCACCUUUCAUGGUAUUAAAGGAGAGAAAGGAUCUUGGGGUCUUCCCGGCUCAAAAGGAGAAAAAGGCGACCAGGGGGCCCAAGGACCACCAGGUCCCUCAGUUGAUGCAGCUUAUCUGAGACAUUUUCUGAACAACUUGAAGGGGGAGAAUGGAGACAGGGGGUUCAAAGGAGAAAAAGGAGACUCUAAUGGUGACUUCUUUGUGUCUGGACUUCCAGGCCUAUUAGGAAAUCCAGGCCCGAGUGGCCAUGAAGGGGAGACUGUCAUCGGGCCCCAAGGACCCCCGGGUGCUCCUGGCCUGCCUGGGCCACCUGGCUUUGGAAGACCUGGUGCCCCUGGGCCACCGGGACCCCCGGGACCACCAGGACCUCCGGCUAUCCUGGGAGCAGCUGUGGCCCUUCCAGGCCCACCUGGCCCUCCAGGACAGCCAGGACUUCCCGGAUCCAGAAACUUGGUCACAGCAUUCAGCAACAUGGAUGACAUGCUCCAGAAAGCUCAUUUGGUUAUAGAAGGAACAUUCAUCUACCUGCGGGACAGCACUGAGUUUUUCAUUCGUGUUAGAGAUGGCUGGAAAAAAUUACAGCUGGGAGAGCUGAUCCCCAUUCCUGCCGACAGCCCUCCACCCCCUGCGCUUUCCAGCAAUCCUCAUCAACUUCUGCCUCCACUGAACCCUGUUUCAAGAACCAAUUAUGAGACACCUGCUCUGCACUUGGUUGCUCUGAACAUGCCAUUUUCUGGGGACAUUCGAGCUGAUUUUCAGUGCUUCCAGCAGGCUAGGGCUGCCGGACUGUUGUCCACCUACAGAGCAUUCUUAUCCUCCCAUCUGCAAGAUCUCUCCACCAUUGUGAGGAAAGCAGAGAGAUACAGCCUUCCAAUAGUGAAUCUCAAGGGCCAAGUACUUUUUAAUAAUUGGGACUCGAUUUUUUCUGGGCAUGGAGGUCAGUUCAACACGCAUGUUCCAAUAUACUCCUUUGAUGGCCGAGACGUAAUGACAGAUCCUUCUUGGCCCCAGAAAGUCAUCUGGCAUGGCUCCAGCACCCAUGGUGUCCGUCUUGUGGAUAACUACUGUGAAGCGUGGCGAACUUCGGACAUGGCCGUCACAGGGUUUGCCUCCCCGCUGAGCACGGGGAAGAUUCUGGACCAGAAAGCAUAUAACUGUGCUAAUAGGCUAAUUGUCCUGUGUAUCGAAAACAGUUUCAUGACAGACGCUAGGAAAUGAUGAUCAUCCGGUGAUUCUGAAAGAGUCUUCAAAUUUUUCUUAUGUGAAGAGUUGACACUGAAAUCUAAAAUGUUUAAAUGUUGUAAAUAUUACAGUUUUUUAAAAAUUACACAUUAGUUACAACAGCAACCAAAGAAAACAUACCUCAGUACACUCAAAACUGAAGACAUAAUGGACUCGGAUCAAAGACAGAAUCUGAUCCGUAUGUUGGUGCUAGGUUCUGCAGGAAGCCCCGUGUGGUGUGAACGCAUCCCGACACAGGUUCAGGGCAAGUGGAAAACAAAGGCCAUGGCAUUCUGCCCACUGCAUCCUUCAGAAAGUCAUUUCCUCCUCUUAACCAUUGUUGCUGAGUGUAAGAUGUCCUUCAUGUUUUCUUACAAAGUCAGUGUUUAGAAAUAGUAGCCCUUUCUAAGUUAUGUGCAGACCGAAUGCUUUAUUCCUUUCCAUACAUCCACCUUUGGAACAGCAGUUGCUGUUCAUACAGAAAAAUGAAACUUCUCAAAUGAUCCUAUUUGUAUUUUCUGACAUUAUCGGACUUCAAUGAUUUUUUUUCUCCUAAAAUAUUAUGGCCAUCAUGCGUUAGGAAUUUUAUAUUUUUACACAAUCACGUUUUAGUAUGCCAUCUGUUUAUAUAACUGACUUGCUGGAAAAGUUGAAACUCCAAAUGAUCUGAAACUAGAAAAGAAAUAGCACAUAAUUACUACCUUUCCCUUGGCGGCUCUCCGUCCCAUCCCCCACCUCAUGAUGUUAUGACUUCCAUUUGGCAAUUCUUGAAUUAUAACUGCAACUGAAACCAACAGGUUCGUAGAGAUGAAUUUUCUGAGACACAUAUAUCUUCAUGCUGUAUACUUUGAUUUUUUUUUCCAUGUAAGUGAACAUAAAAACAUCUUUUCUGGGUGCUUUCUUC